Molecule: messenger RNA, 1524 nt
Organism: Solea solea (common sole)
Lineage: Eukaryota; Metazoa; Chordata; Actinopteri; Pleuronectiformes; Soleidae
Exons: 5
Coding region: 489-989 (166 amino acids)
Source: RefSeq, a predicted model, not a curated record
UCUGUUUGCAGCAUCCCUAGACCAGCCUCUGUUGUGUGAAAUACAAGAAAGGACAAGGCAGUAGAUUCUUGGCGUCUGUUGGAGACCAGAAAAAGGAUUUCUUGGAGGCUGCUAGGGUAGGAUUACUUCAGUCUGGAGAUUCCAUCUUAAGAGAAAAUGGUUGUUUUGUUAAUGUAAACAGCCUGUGCAGUACCUGCAUUGCUUAAGGGGAAAGCAGAAGAGGAGGAGGAGGAGGGGCAGACACUGGAAGAAAUGUUGCCUCUUCCAAUGAAAUGUUUCCUUCUCUAGCAAGCCCCAGUCUGCUGCAGCUCACCUCUGAACUCAUGCAUGACACACAUUAAGAUCCUAUUGCCAAAGCGAAACCAAUGGCUACGCAGACCCCAGACCUGAGGGCUGACAUCCGUGUCAUCCAUGAGACACACUAGAGGGCGGAGCAACAUCAGGGGAAAGACACGCACGCGUUCAGUUAAAACAGUUAACACCUGACCAUGGCUGUAACUGUGGCUAAGACCACCACAGGUUUUGUCUCCACAUCUGCCAAGACCACCACAAUCCCUUUCCUCUCAACAGGCACCAGCACCAGAGAAAACAUCACCUCCAGAGCAACAACAUUAAUGACUGUUACUAUAACAACAAAUGAGACCAGCUUCAACACCACUACAUUUCCUGAGGUGGUGAUUGAAGGGUCGGGAAUGGGAAUGGUUCUUCUACCCUUUGGCAUCAUCACUGUCAUUGGCUUAGCAGUGGCAAUAAUGCUGUAUAUCCGGAAACGGAAGCGGCUGGAGAAGCUGAGGCAUCAGCUCAUGCCCAUGUACAAUUUUGACCCAGGAGAGGAACAAGAUGACCUGCUGGAACAAGAACUACUGGACCACGGCCGGGAAGGCAGCCUCACAGGCCCCAAUGCUAAGACUCUCACGACCUCCCAGGGGACCACGCAGCGGCCCAGUCGCCUUGUCUUCACAGAUGUAGCCAAAGCUCUCAAUGCCUAACGAUCCUCUUCCAUUAGUCUACGUCAGUCUGUGACGGUGGAUCCGCUCACGACAGAGAUACAGACUGUCUCUCCAAAAAACAAAAGGACAGUAGAGGGAAAACUGGACAGUGUCUGGAGCGUAAUCACUACAGCUUCGUACGUGGGAGAGUGCUGGUUUAUUUUGCAGAGACAGCAAAAAAAAAAAGUGUAUAGUGCAUGUACUGUAUGUAUGUAAAGGGAAGCAUCACAUACACUAUGAUCUUGCACUGUUUUCCUGUGGCACACAGAUGCGGUGUGAUGCACUUUUCUUAGAAUCACCGUUGUUGUGUUGUUACAAACGUUUGGUUGCUUGUCUGUGAAGUUCUUCAGGGCUUCAAUAUCUAUUUCCAUGUUUGAUAUGAGAGGAGCGUACAUUUGAAAUAGUCAAAUCUCUGAUGAGUGCGAACACGAGACGUGUUGCCAUCCUUCACUGCACUGCCCCUCUCCAUUUUCUUUCAUCUUGAGUCAGUAAUGAAGGACUGUUGAUUCUGUGUGUAUUAAAACUGUUUAAACAA